CAAUUAUAUCAUCAUCGUCGAGAACAAUGGAAGUUAAGCCUUGAUCUGACUAUUAAUGAUGAUUCUUUUGAAACUCUUCGACCAACCUUAUUGUCAUGGAACGAUUAUAAAGAUGAUUGCAAAUUAAUAAUAGAUGAAGGUAAGUAUCAUAGUGAUGAGGUAUCAGAGACCGAUGAAGAACUAGCAAAUGAAGAAAUUGCGGAAAAUAUCUGA
Molecule: messenger RNA, 213 nt
Organism: Funneliformis caledonium
Lineage: Eukaryota; Fungi; Glomeromycota; Glomeromycetes; Glomerales; Glomeraceae
Source: the annotation of a GenBank genome assembly